AUGGCCACCGUCGAAAAGCCUAAGGAGCAGCAGAAGCAGUUCCAAGUACCAGACCAGGAUCAGUCAGACAGCGAAGACUACGAUAGCGACGACUACUCAGAAGAAGAGGAGGAGGUGGUUCCCCAAAAUAACCAACUUCGCAAGCGUCCACCACAACAGUCAAAGGUACAAGAACUCGAAGAAUACUCAGACGAGGAUGAUUACUACUCCGAGUCGGAAGACUAUACCGAUGGUGAAGAUUACGACGACUAUGGCAUGACCUCCCGCAAACCCAACCAACACUUUGAUCAGAAUCCUGCUGGUGCCAUGCAUGUCAUCACCCAGCCGAAAAAGAGCAUCGAUGACGAGGAAGGCAUGAAGCUGAAGCUGGAAUUGAAUCUGGAGAUUGAGAUUGAGCUCAAGGCUCGUAUCCACGGUGACUUGACCCUGGCUCUAAUGUAA
Messenger RNA from Penicillium taxi, 441 nucleotides. RefSeq lists its product as uncharacterized. The record is from RefSeq and is a predicted model, not a curated record. NCBI's taxonomy places the organism in Eukaryota, Fungi, Ascomycota, Eurotiomycetes, Eurotiales, Aspergillaceae. Bases 1 to 441 code for a protein of 146 amino acids. The transcript has a single exon.